Molecule: messenger RNA, 1789 nt
Organism: Gossypium raimondii (Peruvian cotton)
Lineage: Eukaryota; Viridiplantae; Streptophyta; Magnoliopsida; Malvales; Malvaceae
Product: probable protein phosphatase 2C 10
Exons: 5
Coding region: 467-1312 (281 amino acids)
Biological process (GO): protein dephosphorylation
Cellular component (GO): cytosol; nucleus
Molecular function (GO): protein serine/threonine phosphatase activity
Source: RefSeq, a predicted model, not a curated record
AAAGACUUUAUUUUGCGUUUCUUUAUCAGUCAAUAUACUAUUCUAAGGUUUUUUUGUCCUUAUUUUGUAAGCAUUUAAUUCUUUUACAUAUAUUUGUUACUUUUCUCUAUUGAGAACAAGGGAAGGAUAGUCAACAAUUGGGGAAAUUCAAGUCUUGUACAGCUGUGGUUUGUUUGUUCUUAGUAUUUUUUUUUCUUCUUCUUGUGAAUUGGGUGUUUUGGUGGAUCGGUAAGGAAAAUUCUAACAUGCCCAUUUCAUGAUUUUGUUUUGAUUUUCUGUUUAUAUAGGAAAAUUUAGGCCUGGGGGUGUUUAAAGUUGUUUUUGUUGCUGGGUUUUUUUGUUUUUGCCUGUUUAAUGUUCUUUGAUUAUGCAGGUUGAGAAAUUCUUGGGGGGAAAAUUAUUUUCUUUUAGAUGUUGAGUGAUAAUAGAUAAAGAAGUGAGAAGUGUGGAGGGGGAAUUGAAUUUUAUGGAUAAUCUAUGUUGCUUCAACUCAGUCUAUUCUCAGGGAAGACGUUCUUCGUGUAGCUCUGGAAAGGGUAGAAGCCAUCAGGGGCUUGUCAAGUAUGGCUUCACCUUGGUGAAAGGAAAAGCAAAUCAUCCCAUGGAGGAUUAUCAUGUUGCAAAGUUUGCUCAGCAUCGGGGACAUGAGCUCGGACUUUUUGCCAUAUAUGAUGGCCAUUUGGGAGAUAGCGUACCAGCCUAUCUGCAAAAGCAUUUGUUUUCCAACAUCUUGAAGGAUGAGGAGUUUUGGACCAAUCCCAGGGGGUCCAUCUCUAAAGCUUAUGAGCAGACAGACCAAGCAAUUCUCACACACACUCCCGACUUGGGUCGAGGGGGAUCCACUGCUGUCACUGCAAUUUUGAUAGAUGGGCUGAAAUUAUGGGUUGCCAAUAUUGGAGAUUCACGUGCUGUUCUCUCAAAGGAAGGGCAGGCGAUACAGAUGAGUAUCGAUCAUGAGCCGAACACAGAGCGUGGCAGCAUCGAGAACAGAGGUGGCUUUGUCUCAAACAUGCCAGGGGAUGUGGCAAGAGUGAAUGGCCAACUUGCUGUUUCUCGCGCAUUUGGAGAUAAGAAUCUUAAGUCACACCUCCGAUCCGAUCCCGACAUGAAAACUGUCGAUAUUGACUCGGAUACCGAACUUCUCAUCCUUGCAAGUGAUGGACUAUGGAAGGUCAUGUCCAAUCAAGAAGCCGUUGAUAUUGCGAAAAAGACCAAGGACCCGCUUCGAGCAGCUAAAAGGCUAAUAACCGAGUCACUGAACCGAGACAGUAAGGAUGAUAUCUCCUGUAUUGUAGUUCGUUUCAAGGGUUAAUUGCAAAACCAAAAAUGCAAUGGAAGAACAGUUCCUCGAUCGAAUGAGAUACGAUUCAAAAGGGUAAACACCAACUAGCAAUCUCAUUAAAAAUGCAUAAUGCUGAAAGUUUGUAGUAGAUUUCAUUAUCGUUAAGGUACCCCAUUUGAUAGGAAAGAAAGUAAAAGAGUAGUAAUCUAAUGGUUGAAAUUCAUGCAUAUGAUCAUAUCGAUGUAUGCUAUAUGUUCUUGGUCGAGUCAUUAGAUUAGACGUGUUCCUUUCAAUUUUCCUUUACUUUCCUUCUUACCAAACAGAGUGUUAGUGUUUGUGGCGGCAAGCGGCGGCUUGCCGGCUUUGGUAUUUGGUUGAAUUCUUCAUUGUAGAUUCAUUUCCAUCAUUUUAUGUAUAAUUUUGCAUUGCACCUCUUUAAGGCAUUGAAGAUGGAAAAGCUCAAAUCUGUUGAAAUAGCUUCAACUCUUCAGAUUUUUUGAAGUCUAA